Messenger RNA from Parnassius mnemosyne (clouded apollo), 4179 nucleotides. The record is from the annotation of a GenBank genome assembly. NCBI's taxonomy places the organism in Eukaryota, Metazoa, Arthropoda, Insecta, Lepidoptera, Papilionidae.
AUGGUCAGUGGCAACAAAGAUCCAAGCGACCCCAUGAAAAUACCGCCGAAGAAUCGUGAAAAGAAGACCAACAAUUACAAACGGGCAAAUGUUGUGUCACGAGCAUGGUUCGUCUGGAUGAUGCCAACGUUUUGGCGCGGCUACAAAAGAGAACUCUACGAUUCCGAUCUCACAAAACCCAAAGAUAAUCACUUGUCGGAUAAACUCGGCGACCGUUUGGAAAAAAAAUGGUUGGAAGAAAUAGCUUUAGCGAACAAGCAGUGCCGGAAACCAUCGCUUCUCCGAGCGAUGACUAAGGCGUUCUGGUUAAGUUACGCUCCUUCCGGCAUCAUGUUUCUCAUCCAAGCACUCAUUCUCAAACCCUUCCAACCAGUCGCGCUGAGCAUGUUGUUGGCGUACUGGGAGCCGGGUUCAAACAUGUCCUAUGAGCAGGCGGUUUAUUGCGCGGCGACCGUUAUUCUUAUGUCAUUACUUAUAGCAUUUCUCAAUCACCACGGUACUUACUCUACCCAGCAGUUUGGCAUGAAAGUCCGUAUCGCUGCGUGUUCACUUAUUUAUAGAAAGGUGAUGCGUAUGAGCUCCGGUGCACUGGCUCAGACAACGGCGGGUCAAGUUGUAAACCUUUUGUCCAACGACGUCAACCGCUUUGACUAUGCAUUUAUCUACACACACUUCAUCUGGCUCUUGCCGUUACAAGUCAUCGUGGUGUGCUAUCUUAUCUACGUGAAGAUUGGCUAUGCAGCCAUCAUUGGCGUUGUCGGCAUAGUAUUGCAAACUAUUCCCGUGCAAUCUUACAUGAGCAAACUGGCAGCGCGAUUGAGAAUGAAAACUGCUUGUAGAACAGACGAGCGUGUGCGCAUUAUGGAUGAAAUAAUUAAUGGGAUGCAGGUCAUUAAAAUGUAUGCAUGGGAGAAACCAUUCGAAAAAGUAGUGGCAUUAGCUCGGAAAAACGAGAUCAAGUGCAUCACAUCUGCAUCGUAUCUUCGUGGAGUCUACCUCAGUUUUAUGGUGUUCACGGAACGUCUAACACUUUACAUUACAUUACUAUCUUACUCUUUAUUUGGCUAUCAAGUUACUGCUGACAUUGUAUUUCCACUGGCGCAAUUUUUCAAUACACUACAAGGAACUUUAUCAAUUAUUAUGUCAAACGCUGUGUCAUUUUUGGCGGAAGCGCUAAUAUCAGUGCAACGCCUCGAAGCUUUCAUGUUAUUUGAUGAACGUGAAGAUCUUCGAAGCGUUCCAGACGUAGAUAUUGCUAAACUGGUACAACGAGUCGAGAACAAGAAAAAUAAAAAUUUGAGUGAAAUAGAUCUUUGCCCCGAUAAAUUUAAAAAGAUCGAUGAAGAAGGCAUCUAUAAUCCAGGUUUCGAAUGCACCGAGAAAGGAUUAAUGAGUCAAGCGCUAGCCACAUUACCUGUGAGUCCAGACGUGGGUAUUCUUCUACAAAAUGUUAGUGCCAGUUGGACCGAGGGAGGACCAAUGACUUUACAUAAUAUAAACCUAACAAUACCUAAAGGAAAGCUUUGCGCCAUUAUAGGAUCCGUUGGCUCUGGAAAGAGCUCCAUACUUCAACUCCUUCUUAAUGAGCUACGUUCUACAAGGGGCCGUAUUUAUUUAUCAGGUCCAUUAUCAUAUGCAAGCCAAGAACCGUGGCUAUUUGUGGCCACUGUACGCCAAAACAUUUUGUUUGGCUUGCCAUAUAAUCCUAAAAAAUACAAAGAGGUUGUCAAAGUUUGUGCUUUGCAAAAAGAUUUCCAGCAAUUUCCACACGGUGACCAGACAUUGGUUGGCGAAAGAGGAGCUUCCCUUUCGGGUGGUCAACGAGCACGAAUUAAUCUUGCUAGAGCGGUCUAUAGACACGCCGAUAUAUAUCUUUUGGAUGAUCCACUGUCUGCAGUAGACGCACACGUGGGCAAGCAGCUAUUCAAUGAAUGUAUCAGCGGUUACCUUCGACACACUACACGAAUUCUCGUUACCCACCAACUGCAUUACCUCAGAGCUGCCGACUACAUUGUCAUCGUGAAUAACGGUUCUAUAGAAGCUAAAGGGAAGUACGACGAGCUGAUUACUUCAGGAAAGGAUUUCGCUAAGCUAUUGUUUUCAACUCAUGAUGAAAACGAUACUAGUAUCGCUGAUAAACCUUCUACUUUGGCUCGUCGCACGUCUGCAAGACUUUCAACAACUCGUCGCCCAUCAAUAGCGGAAUCAACCAUAGGUUUCGAGAUUCCCGCUCAGGAAAUGGAAGAAGAACAGCGGGAGUCGGGUUCCAUGGGAUGGCAUGUCUACGGGGCUUACUUACGCGCCGGUGGAAAGACUCCCAGACUAAUAUUUAUGUUCCUACUUUUGAUUAUUGGGCAGUUGUCCGCAACACUAUGCGAUUACUGGGUCACAUUCUGGACGAACGAAGUUACCCGGCUUAAAGAAAGGGAAACCAACAGUACUAUGAAAGACUAUGACCGUCUACCAGCGGCGACAAAUGGCACUUUCAGUAUUAUGAACUAUUUCUCUGGAAUCGAAAUACAAGCAGAUUUGAAUAUCCACGCAUACAUUGGACCACUAGACACGUCUCAGUACCUGUAUGUGUACUCAGCGUUAAUCCUUUGCUGUGUCUUCUUCAUUACGGCGCGUGCUUUCAUGUUCUUUAAAGUUUGCAUGACAGCAUCUCGCAAUCUUCACAACGAUAUGUUCCAUUCCAUGCUCCGUGGUGUCAUACGUUUCUUUGAUGCCAACUCUUCAGGACGAAUAUUAAAUCGUUUUUCAAAGGAUGUUGGUGCAUUAGAUGAACUAUUGCCGCGUUUCUUACUGGAAUGUAUUCAAAUCUAUCUGGUGAUGUUUAGUAUCUUAGCUCUUAAUGCGGCUGCUUUAGUUUGGACGCUUCUACCCACAACUAUUAUUUUACUUUUAUUCUACACAAUCCUACAAAUUUAUUUAAAAUCUGCUCAAUCCAUUAAACGAUUGGAAGGAACAACGCGAAGUCCAGUAUUUUCUCAUAUGUCUGCAACACUAAACGGUAUUAGCACUAUUCGGUCUGCUGGAGCACAGCAAAGAUUAAUCCAAGAAUUUGAUCGCUUCCAGGAUAUUCACACCUCAACAUGGAGCAGUUAUUUAGCUAGUGGAGUCACACUCGGUUUUUGGCUCGACUUCAUUUGCGUAUUGUACCUGACUAUUGUUAUUGUGGCGUUCCUUGUUAUUGAUGGCAAAACCAUUUUCUCUGGAAACGUGGGACUGGCCAUUUCACAAACACUCAUUCUGACUGGUAUGCUUCAAUUCGGUGUACGUCAGACCGCCGAGGUCAUUUCACAAAUGACCAGUGUUGAGCGAAUUCUGCAAUACACGCACAUUGAACGGGAACCACAAUGGGAAAAAGGAGCAAUGGAAACUCCAAAGGAUUGGCCGUGGCAAGGGCGCGUCGAAUUCCGUAAUUGUUUCAUGAAAUACACACCCGAGGACUUGCCUGUUCUCAAAAACCUUAACUUAGUCAUUGAAAGCGGCUGGAAGGUGGGUAUAGUGGGACGGACAGGCGCUGGCAAGUCAUCUCUAAUAUCAUCCCUAUUCCGACUUGCAAUUGUUGAAGGUGAAAUUCUUAUAGACGGCGUUGACACAUCUCAACUCUCGUUACAGGAAUUACGGUCAAAAAUAUCUAUAAUACCACAAGAACCGGUGCUUUUCUCAGCAACAGUACGAUAUAAUUUGGAUCCGUUUAACAAUUAUGAUGACGAACAAUUGUGGAAAGCUCUAGAAGCUGUCGACUUGAAAGCAGCAAUCUCAGCGCUAGAUUUCAAAGUAUCUGAAGGUGGAUCUAACUUCUCCUUAGGACAACGGCAGUUAGUGUGCCUUGCACGUGCCAUUUUACGUGGAAAUCGUAUUCUCGUGCUUGACGAAGCCACUGCAAACGUAGAUCCCAAAACGGAUGAAUUUAUUCAAAAGACUAUCAGGAAAAAAUUCGCCGACUGCACAGUGUUGACCGUUGCGCAUCGUCUAAAUACAAUAAUGGAUUCAGACAGAGUUAUGGUAAUGGAUGCCGGACGAUUGGUAGAAUUUGAUCAUCCAUACCAUUUACUUAAAAAUCCCGAGGGAUACUUUACGAAGAUGGUGAAAGAAACAAACGAAAAAAUGUCUGCACAGCUUUAUCAAAUUGCAAAGAAUACUUUCUUGGACAGUGGUGGAGUAAUAGAAUAA